UCCCGGCAAUACUCAGAUUUACAAUUGUACUUAAUUUUAUAUUCGUUUUGUAACAGACUCGCAGUUGUGAUUCAUAACCAAGUACACAGUGUUAAUAGAUUCUGUUACUAUAAUGUCAGAGCUCUGGUCACAAGGAUAAAUAGGUUUGAUCCCUUCCCGCAGCGACUCAGACGUAGCGGUUGAGAAGAGGUGUGAUUGACUUGCUGCCUCCGACCUUCAGCCUCUGCAGCAAGCCAGAAUACUUGAAGGAGCAGUGACGAGUGCAGUGUAUCAUUGCGCCUCUGGUGUGAUUCAUCUCCAGCGCUGACUUCAUCCUCAAAGAUGAAGUUGAAGGAGGACAUGAACCCCCUGCUGCUGCAGGUCUUCCGCUCUGUGGUCUGGGUCUACUCUGUCAUCACCUUCAUACCUUGGUACUUCUUCUCCGGAGCUGGCAGCAACUUGGAGCGGGCUCGCCGGAUCAAGGCACGCUCAAUCAGUGGACACCCAGCAGGGCCUUACAGGGCCAUCAACAACCAAGACAAGCUGGUGGCAUGGCUGCACCCUGGGGUGGACACCCUGGACAAAAUGUUUGAAUAUGCUGCAGGGAAGUUUCCAGAGAGAGACUGUUUGGGCACCAGGGAGGUGCUCAGUGAGGAGGAUGAGCUCCAGCCAAACGGCAAGGUCUUCAAGAAGGUUAUUCUAGGGAACUAUAACUGGCUGUCGUACGAGGACGCCUACUGUGCGGCGAAGUGUUUUGGCAGCGGUCUGGCAGCUCUCGGACAGAGGCCUCAGUGCAACAUCGCCAUCUUCUGUGAGACCAGAGCCGAGUGGAUCGUGGCAGCGCAAGCCUGCUUCAUGUUCAAUUUCCCGCUUGUGACCCUGUACGCCACCCUCGGACCAACGGCCAUCGCCCACGGCCUGAACGAGACCGAGGUCACGCACAUCAUCACGAGCAAAGACCUGCUCCAGAGCCGUCUCAAGACCAUUCUGUGUGACGUGCCGCGGCUGCAGUAUGUGAUCGUAGUGGACAGUAAACCCACCACCUGGCCGGACAUCCCGAGAGGCAUCAUGAUCUACAACAUGGACGCUGUGAAGGAGAUGGGAUCCAAGUCCAACAACGCAGCGGACCGCAGACAGCCAGAGCCCUCGGACAUCGCCGUCAUCAUGUACACCAGCGGCUCCACAGGCAUCCCCAAGGGUGUCAUGAUCUCCCAUAGCAACAUCGUUGCUGGAAUCACUGGCAUGGCUGAGCGAAUUCCUAACCUCAAUGAAACAGACACCUACAUUGGUUACCUGCCGCUCGCCCACGUUUUAGAACUCAGCGCCGAACUGGUGUGCAUCUCACACGGCUGUCGCAUCGGCUACUCUUCCCCUCAGACUCUGGCCGACCAGUCCACCAAGAUAAAGAAGGGCAGUAAAGGGGACACCAGCGUGCUGAAACCUACUCUCAUGGCUGCUGUACCAGAAAUCAUGGAUCGUAUCUACAAGAAUGUGAUGACCAAAGUGGAGGAGAUGAGCAAAUUCCAGAAGACGCUUUUUGUGCUGGCUUACAACUACAAGAUGGAGCAGAUCUCCAAGGGCUACAGCACGCCGCUCUGUGACAGCCUGGUGUUCAAACGGGUGCGUGCGCUCUUGGGAGGGAACACGCGGGUGCUGCUCUCUGGCGGGGCUCCACUCUCAGCUGCCACACAGCGCUUCAUGAACAUCUGCCUGUGCUGCCCCGUGGGGCAAGGCUACGGCCUGACGGAGACCUGCGGAGCCGGCACCAUCAGUGAGAUGUGGGACUACAGCACAGGACGGGUGGGUGCUCCACUGGUUUGUUCUGAGAUCACGUUGAAGGACUGGGAGGAGGGCGGUUACUACAGCACAGACAAACCCAACCCGCGGGGGGAAAUUCUGAUUGGCGGUCCCAACGUAACGAUGGGCUACUAUAAGAAUUUAACCAAAAACCGCAACGACUUUUUUGUGGAUGAGAAGGGCCAGCGAUGGUUCUGCACUGGAGACAUUGGAGAGUUCCACCCCGACGGAUGCCUCAAGAUCAUCGAUCGCAAGAAGGACCUGGUGAAACUGCAGGCAGGCGAGUACGUCUCUCUCGGAAAAGUGGAGGCCGUUCUGAAGAACUGCUCACUCAUAGACAACAUCUGUGCCUAUGCCAACAGUGACCAAUCGUAUGUGAUCAGCUUUGUGGUGCCGAACCACAAGCAGCUAACGGCGCUGGCGGAGCAGAAGAACGUUAAGGGCACAUGGGAGGAGAUCUGCAACAACUCCCAGAUAGAGAAGGAGGUCCUUCGCAUCAUCACUGAGGCUGCUAUCUCAGCAAAACUGGAGCGAUUUGAGAUCCCCAAGAAGAUCCGUCUGAGCGCCGAGCCCUGGACACCAGAGACCGGUUUGGUCACUGACGCGUUCAAACUGAAGCGCAAGGAGCUCAAAACACACUACCAGGAAGACAUUGAGAGGAUGUACGGCGGCAAAUAACACAUAGACACACUCCCAGCAACACAGAAACACGUACACGUAUAUACUUGCACACAUACACAGGGAGCUCAGAAGCCACUACCGGGACGACUCUGAGAGGAGUUACACUUUAGAUACAGGUAACACACACACACACAUACAAAGCAUCUCAUGCACCUCCUCCUUGGCUUCCCCGUGACCAGCUUCGAUCAAAGGAGGUGAAAAAAAAAAACGAAACAAACUUGAAU
This is a messenger RNA of Chelmon rostratus (copperband butterflyfish), 2681 nucleotides long. It is a transcript of the gene acsl3b, whose product is annotated as acyl-CoA synthetase long chain family member 3b. Gene Ontology annotation, biological process: long-chain fatty-acyl-CoA metabolic process; neuron differentiation; long-chain fatty acid metabolic process. Gene Ontology annotation, cellular component: plasma membrane; lipid droplet; endoplasmic reticulum. Gene Ontology annotation, molecular function: long-chain fatty acid-CoA ligase activity. NCBI's taxonomy places the organism in Eukaryota, Metazoa, Chordata, Actinopteri, Chaetodontiformes, Chaetodontidae. The record is from RefSeq and is a predicted model, not a curated record. Bases 322 to 2454 code for a protein of 710 amino acids. The transcript is spliced from 15 exons.